Molecule: messenger RNA, 1912 nt
Organism: Erpetoichthys calabaricus (reedfish)
Lineage: Eukaryota; Metazoa; Chordata; Cladistia; Polypteriformes; Polypteridae
Product: V-type proton ATPase subunit C 1-A
Exons: 13
Coding region: 185-1333 (382 amino acids)
Biological process (GO): proton transmembrane transport
Cellular component (GO): lysosomal membrane; vacuolar proton-transporting V-type ATPase, V1 domain
Molecular function (GO): proton-transporting ATPase activity, rotational mechanism
Source: RefSeq, a predicted model, not a curated record
CAGUACGCAGGCGCAGUACAGCGUUGCUCAGCUGACUGUGAGUGAGAGGUUUCCGAAAUGAGUAACUGAUUGAAAAUUAUGAUUAGCAAACUGUAGUCACUUGGAGCCUGUGUUACCAGUAGCUGGUUGCAUUCAAUUCUCUGUACUGCACCCUUUCAACUGUCAAAGGUAGUUAUCCUUUAUAAUGACAGAAUUCUGGCUGAUUUCUGCACCUGGAGAGAAGACAUGCCAGCAGACAUGGGACAAGUUAAUGGCAGCAACUACUCGGAAUAACAACCUUUCCACUAAUACCAAAUUUAAUAUACCAGAUCUAAAGGUUGGCACUUUAGAUGUGCUGGUGGGGCUUUCAGAUGAACUAGCUAAGCUUGACUCAUUUGUUGAAAGUGUGGUGAAGAAGGUGGCUCAGUAUAUGGCAGAUGUGCUGGAGGACAGCAGAGAUAAAGUACAAGAAAACCUCUUGGCUAAUGGAGUUGAUUUGGUCACCUAUAUAACCCGAUUCCAGUGGGACAUGGCAAAAUAUCCAAUUAAGCAGUCCUUGAAAAAUAUUUCAGAGAUUAUCGCAAAGCAAGUCACACAAAUCGAUAAUGAUCUGAAGGCAAGGGCAUCGGCCUACAACAACCUGAAAGGAAAUCUACAGAACUUGGAAAGGAAGAAUGCGGGGAGUUUGCUAACAAGAAGCUUGGCAGAUAUUGUGAAGAGAGAAGACUUUGUGCUAGACUCUGAAUAUCUCAUAACCUUGUUGGUGGUUGUUCCAAAAGCAAGUUACAAUGACUGGCAAAAAACCUAUGAAACAUUGGCAGAAAUGGUGGUACCACGCUCCAGCAAUUUGCUGUUUGAAGAUAAUGAAAGUGGGCUUUUCAGUGUUACCCUGUUCAGAAAGGCAAUUGAUGACUUCCGACACAAGGCCAGAGAAAACAAAUUUACUGUCCGUGACUUUCAGUACAAUGAGGAAGAAAUGAAAGCUGAUAAAGAGGAAAUGACACGACUUUCAACUGACAAGAAGAAACAAUAUGGCCCUUUGGUAAGAUGGCUUAAAGUCAACUUCAGUGAAGCAUUUAUUGCUUGGAUUCAUAUCAAAGCUUUGCGAGUUUUUGUUGAGUCUGUUCUAAGGUAUGGGCUACCUGUAAAUUUCCAAGCAAUGUUACUGCAGCCCAGUAAGAAAACUAUGAAGAAGCUGAGAGAGGUUUUAUACGAGUUAUACAAACAUCUGGACAGCAGUGCAGCUGCCAUUAUUGAUGCAGCCAUGGACAUACCUGGUCUGAAUUUAAGCCAGCAAGAAUAUUAUCCAUAUGUUUACUAUAAGAUAGACUGCAAUCUUCUGGAUUUUAAAUAGGCACCACUUGUGUAAUUCCAUUUAUGUCAAUGCCCUGUUCUAGUGUAUGAAGCAAGUAAGGUCAUUGUCUCUAAGUUAAAGUAUAAAUACAGUAUAUGUAUCUGUGUAUCAGUCCAUGCUUAAAUACUCCUUGUACCUUUUUAAAAUGAUAAAAUCUCUUUGUUCACAUAUUGAUGAAACAAAUGAGAACAGAUGUUAUCAAGGAUGGUUUACUUUUUUCAAUGGAGAUGUCUUUUUUUUCCUCUGUGUAUUUCUAAAUAAACUAUAUUCAGUUUAUUAAGAAAUUUUCAAAGAAAAAAAAAAUCUCUAUAUUUAGAGCUGUAAACACAAGAUCCAUCCCUAUUCUGUAUAGUGCUGUGUAAUAGCUAUAUCUUGUAUUUUUGUCCACACAGCCAUUAUUGGCACAAUGUGAAAUUUUAUUAUUUAAUUUAUUUGUAUUUGCUACGACCUGGAAGCAUUAAUUUGUAACCAUAAAUGGUUUUAUUAGGUAGAGAAAUACGUGUUUGGUGUCAUAAAGAUUAUGUGUAUUUGGCAUUUGAAAGAUUAUUUCUCAAGGUAUCAAAAUAAAUAUUAAAUUGA